UUCAUCCGGGCGCACUCGCCUUCUUCUCCUCCUCCUUCUCGGUCAUCAGUGCCUGGCCAUGGACGUGUGGCAGGUGCCGCUGCUCUUCUCCCGCCUGCCUAUGUUCCCUUUCUUCGACCUGGCGCACUAUGUCGCCUCCGUGGUGGCGUUGAAGGAGCAGCGGGGAGCUGUGGAGGUGUCAGUCCGGAGUCCAUUUGCCUGCUGGUUUAGUGCUAUGCUUUAUUGCUUUGGUGGUUCACUUUUGUCCUCGUUGAUGCUUGCAGAACCUCCAAUUGCAUUUCUGGCCAAGGGCGCAAAUAUUCUGCUGGCAUCUUCAGUCUGGUAUCUGGUGUUUUACUGCCCACAAGACAUUUUCUGCCGGUGCUUUUCCUUUCUGCCUCUUCGUCUCCUGGUUGCAGGAAUGAAGGAAGUGACUAGGACUUGGAAGAUAGCAGCUGGAGUUGCACAUGCAGACAGUCACUUCAAAGAUGCCUGGCUUGUUAUGGUGGCUGUGGGCUGGGCCAGAGGAGCUGGUGGUGGCCUAAUUUCCAACUUUGAGCAGCUGGUGAGAGGAGUGUGGAAACCUGAAACCAAUGAACUUCUGAAGAUGUCCUACCCUGUGAAGAUAACUUUGAUAGGAGCAGUUCUUUUCACCCUGCAACACAGCCAGUACUUGCCAAUUGCAAGACACAACCUUGUGUUUUUAUACACCAUCUUUCUUGUCAUCUUCAAGGUAAAAAUGAUGUUGACAAGAUGUGCAACUUCUCCACUUGCUCCCCUUGAGGCUGCAUUAGGCCAUGUGCUUUUUGGCUUGCGAAAGGCACCUUUCAAAGUGAAGAGUGAAAGUGCCACAUCUUCCAAUCGCUCUUCAAUUUGUGACCGGCCCUCUGAGCAGCACCACGAUGGUGUUAAGAAAAGACAAGCAAAGAAAACAGAAUAAGUGACUUGAAAUCCUUGAUGGUCUUGACUGCUGAAGAUGUUUUAAUGCCAGAUUAGGCUGGCUGAGGAGUUUAAGGAAAUGCAUUUGUGAGGAGAGAACAGGACUGUGUUGUGGUUCGCCUUUGGAAUGUGUUAUAUAAGCUACUGUUCCUAUGUCUGAAUGCCCAGGUUGGAUUUGUAAGUUAAAACUACAGUUUUUUAUAUACUUACAAGUUUACUAAUUUUUGUAUUCACGAUAAUUUAAGGUGCUCACGUGCUAAAAGGGUAGUUUUGAAAAUGUGAAAAGCAUAUUUGUUAUUUUUUCUGAUAUGUCACUUGUUUCACCUCUUCCUAGCCACCAGUUCUUAUGUUUCAUUUGGAUAACAUUGAUUUGUACUGUCAAGUGUUCACUGCAGCACAUCCCAAAUAAGAAAGUCAUCAUCUGAGUAAGGCAUAAUCACAUUGUACUGUGUAAAAUCAUAAAAAUGUACCACACUAAUGCCUUUAACUAGAAAAAUGACCGAAUUAUAAUUAUUAUUAUUAUUAUUAUAUUAUUAUUAUGUGUAAUUCACAUUGCACUGGUCUAGGUUUUCUGCAUUUACUGAAAUAUUUUUCAAUAUUUUUAUAUUUUUUAAAAUGAGAGUAAAUUACUGGCACUUUAAAAAAUCUUUACAGUUAGCAAAUAGAAAUAUUCGAUAUUUUUGUUGUUGGCUUACUUUGACACUUUGCAAGCAUUUGAUAUGGAGGUGUUUUUCAUGUUACAUUGGGGAUUUGCAUGUGAUUUGUAGUUAUCGUUCAGUUCACCUGAGACUAGACAUCUCUGCCUGCAUUUUUGUCCAAGCAUAUGCACUUUUUUCUUUUCAAAGACAAACUUUCUUAUAAAAAAGAAGAUUGGACAGUACAUUUGCCUUCACUCAGCACCCUGGGCUGGAAGACAGGGAUGAGGAGCAGAAGGAAGCCCCUAUAAUCCAUGAUGGAAGGGUCAGUGACCUGCUACACCACGUAGGACACUCAAAGUCCAUGGGGCCAGAUGGGAUCCAUCCAAGGGCACUGAGGGAGUGGGUGGAAGAGCUUCCUGAGCCACUUUCUGUCACUGACCAGCAGUCCUGGCAAACUGGGGAGGUCCAAAGGCUGGAAGUUGGCAAAUGUGACACACAUCUACAGGAAGGGUUGGGAGGAAGGAUCUGGGGCACUUCAAGCCUGACCUCGGUGCUGGGGAAUGUCAUGGGGCAGAUCAUCCUGAGUGCCAUCAUGUAACAUGUACAGGACAACACGGGGUCAGGCCCAGCCAGCCUGGGCUUAGGACAGUCAAGUCCUGCCUGACCACCCUGAUCUUCUGUGACGAGGUGACCGAUCAGUGGAUGAGGGAAAGGCUGUGGAUGUGUCUACCUGGUCUUUACUAAAGCCUUUGACACAUUUUCCCACAGCAUUCUCCUGGAGAAACUGGAUGAUCAUGGCUUGGAUGAGUGCCCUGUUCGCUGCAUAAAAAACUGUCUGGAUGGCCCAGCAAGUGGUGGGGAAUGGAGUGACAUCCAGUUGGGGCCCCUCACCAGGGGUGUGCACCAGGACUCAGUGUUGGGGCCAGUCCUGUUUAAUAUCUGUAUUAACAGUUGGGAUGAGAUCAAGAGUACCCUCAGUCAGUUUACUGACAACACCAAGCUGGGCAGGAGUGUUGGUCUGCUGGAGGGUAGGAAGGCUCUGCAGAGCGAUCUGGACAGGCUGGAUUGAUGAGAUGAGGCCAAUUGUGUGAGGUACAACAAGGGGAAGUGCCAAGAUUUGCACUUCAGUCACAAAAACCCACAGCAGCGUUCCAGGCUGGGAGAAAAGUGUCUGAAAAGUUGCCUGUUGGAAAAGGACCUGGAGAUGCCAAUUGACAGCGGCUGAACAUGAGCCCAGGUGUGCCCAGGUGGCCAAGAAGGCCAAAGGCACCUGGGCAGUACCAGCCAUAGUGCGACCAGCAGGACCAGGGCAGUGACUGUCGCCCUGUGCUGGCACACCUGAGUGCUGGAGGCAGUUCUGGGCCCCUCAGACAAGAGAGACAUUGAGGAACUGGAGCAUGUCUGUAUCAGGGGUGAAUUUAUGCUGAUACUUUUGGUCUGUGUUUGGCCCAGCCACCUGUAAAAGUUUUGUUCUUUCCCUGCCAAGUUAUGAGAAAACAAGCACUGAUAAAUGGGAAAGUUGUCCUUGAAGAGAGUUCUUGUAUAAACUAUAUUUAAUUUGUAUUCUGUGAUUGGCUAAUUGUUCUCCAAGGUCGCUUGAAGGAGAAAUUGAAGACUAUAGUGAUGAAGGAAACCCCCAGACUCAUUUGGGAAAGACCCCCCCUGAGUGCAGUACGCAGGCGCAGGGAAAGCCACGCCUGCGCAGAAGAGAUGCACUUACAUAACCAAGGGGGUGGGACUGAGGGCCUCUGGCGGGGUGGUGCUGACCACACCUGCCUAGACGGACGUAUCCAGUUAAUUGUAUAAAAAGCAGUUAGCUCUUGUUGGGUAGGUAGCAAGCUUCACAUCAAGGACAACGCUGCCUUUUGGCGGGGAUGCCUGCCAAUUUGUGAACUUAGUGACUUUCCAAGGAUGCAGCUUCUGCUAUUGGUAAUUAUAGGCAUUCUAGGUUGGUAAGAUAACUUUAUGGGCAACAACUGAUUUACUGGGGAGGUCGUGCUAGGGGCUUAUUUCUCUCUUCCUUCUUCCCUUUUGGGUUUGUUUGGUUGGUUGGCCACCUCUUGGUAAUAAAUAUCAGUUUCGUUGAGCUUCCAAUGGUGUCAUGGUUUCAGAUUCAGUAUGGUCCGAACCUCUCCCUAAUACACAUGUCCAGAGAAGGGAUUGGAGCUGGGGAAGGAUCUGGAGCACUAGGAGCAGCUGAGGGAGCUGGGGGGUCUCAGCCUGGAGAAAAGGAGGCUCAGAGGGGACCUUCUUGCUCUCUACAACUCUCUGACAGAAGGGUGGAGCCACAUGGGGGUCAGGAAACAGCCUCAACUUGUACCAGGGGAGGUUUAAGCUGGAUAUUAGAAAAAAUAUAUUGACUGAAAGCGUUGUCAAACACAAGAACAGGCUGCCCAGGGAAGCAGUGGAGUCACCGUCCCUGGAGGUAUUUAAAAGCCAUGUAGAUACGGCGCUUGAGGACAUGGUUUAGUGUUGGGCCUGGCAGUGCUGGGUUAAUGUUUGACUUGAUGAUCUUUAAGGUCCUUUCCGAUCUAAACCAUUCUAUAAUGUCAGAAGCAUGGAACUAUUUAUUAGCAUUUACUGAAAUCUUGCUUUCUGCUGGUUGCAUCUUUUUUUGCUCAUGAUACAAAGCAUUUCUAAAGGGGAUACAUUUCAUAACUGAGAACUCUGACAUUUUAGAGAUGUUACAUUGCAUAAGAAUAUAAUCUUUUCAGAGGAGUCUUUAAUUGAUGUGCCAAUUUUUAGAAUAAAUUAUUUUUAUAAAAUUAGAUUAUUUGUCUUCAGAGAGUACUGCUCUGAAGAGUAUUCUUCAGCAAGAGGGGGUAGGUUAAUCUUCAUGCAGGGAUGCCAAGAACCAUGUGGAGAGAGAUCUAAUUUGAAAAGACAAAGUUCUAGUUCCAGGUAUAUACCUAAAUUUAGAAAAGCUGUCACCAGUGCUGUGCUUAGAGAAGAGAAAAAGAAAAGAGCACCAAAGAAAUUUCUUGUGCCUGUCUAGCCACAUUUUCAUGGUAGUGACCAAGACCAUUGAACUCAGUUUGAAAUCAAACUUUAUAGCAAAUGUGCUGUACCUUGAAAGCUAAAAUUACUAUUUUCUUUAACACUGAAGAAUUAAAAAAACCCCACAAACUCUUCAGUCAAAGUGACAGUAUUGGAGUAUUCACUUGGUGUUUCAUUUUUAGUAGCUUGAUAUCAGGGAUGUAUGGACUAACUUGGUGCUGCCAACUAACAAGUUAAUGAUCAACUAGUUGUUAAGAAACACCAGCAAAUGAUGCGUGUCUGUGGUUUUUAAAACUGGUGGAUGGUUUUUUGAAGAGGUGUAAUUGUGUAUACUGGAUCACACACUGGACUGAACACCUUUAAAGUAAUACACGUCACACUAAAAAUGUAUUUUGUUGUGAGACAGAACACAAGUUACGCUGAAAUAAAUCCUGUUAUAUAAGCACCAUGAAAACAAACCUUUUGUGUUUUAAAGAUCUCACAGGCUUCUGAAGGAGGAGUGCUUGAAAGAACCCCAUACUGAAUAUUUACAUUCAAAUGUUCUGAGAACUACAUUUUGUAAUGCAAAAAAGAUAAACCAAUUGCUCAGGGUUUAACUUGAAUUUUGUAGAAGGCUUAAUACACUGUCCAAGAUAAAUAAAAUAAACAAUACUUUCCUA
This is a messenger RNA of Manacus vitellinus (golden-collared manakin), 5212 nucleotides long. It is a transcript of the gene TMEM38B, whose product is annotated as transmembrane protein 38B. Gene Ontology annotation, cellular component: membrane. Gene Ontology annotation, biological process: potassium ion transmembrane transport. The coding region runs from base 59 to 919 and encodes 286 amino acids. Gene Ontology annotation, molecular function: identical protein binding; potassium channel activity. The transcript is spliced from 6 exons. Lineage: Eukaryota; Metazoa; Chordata; Aves; Passeriformes; Pipridae. The record is from RefSeq and is a predicted model, not a curated record.